AUAAGCGUACUCAAGUCAUAUCGCAGCACAUUACUUAUAAAACCAUAGUGUAAUUCGCAGAAGUCAUGCAGAAUCCAAAAGUUUACAGAACAUCUAACAACCUGCAAAAGUGUAAAAUAAAGUUUAUAAUUGAAGAGUUUAGUGAAGAAUUAAAAGAUGUAUGUGGAAAGUGUAUGGAUAUUGGUUGCGGUCCUGGAGAUGUAACCAAGGAAUUGUUGUUACCGAAUCUUGGUUCAAAUGCACAAAUAAUUGGUACGGAUAUUUCGGAGAGCAUGAUUAAAUAUGCGAAUAAAAGAUUUAAGGACAAAAAACGUCUUCAAUUUGAAGUAUUGGAUAUUCAAACUAAACAUUUACCUCAAAAAUAUAUUUCUCAGUUUGAUCAUAUAUUUUCCUCUCAUACUUUGCAUUGGUGCAACGACAUUCAACAAGCCUUUAAAAAUAUCUACCAAAUGCUACAACCCAAUGGAACUGUUCUCUUAUAUAUAAUAGCAUCUCAUGAUAUAUAUGAAGUCCUUAGAAUGUUGGUGCAGGAUAUUCGCUUCGCAUCUUAUGUGCUGGAUUCGAUGAAAAACAUUUCACCCUUUCAAGAAUCAACAAAUGCUCGCAAAGAUUUAAAAGAAUUACUUAAGCGUGUAGGGUUUACGGUUCUCCAUUGCAGCCUUCGGGAAGCAAGUUAUUCUGAAAACAAAUUACAAAAUUUCUUGAAUUCGAUAAUAUCUAUUUUAAAAUUUCGUGAAGACAUGCCACAAGAUCUGAAGGAAGAAUUUAAAAAUACACUUAUAUAUGAAUAUACGAAAAGAAAGAUUAACUAUAAAUCAAUAAAUGGUCAGGAACUUACCUUAGAUUUAUAUACAGGAUUAGUAGCUUAUGCACAAAAGACGUAAUAAAAUAUAACAAUUGUAAAAGUGUUAAAGUAAGCUAGAAUACUGUUAACAGAUUACAGUUUAACAUAGUAGUAUAUUUGUCGUAAUCAAAAAUAGAAGUUUCAUAUAUACUUAUUUGUAUAAAAUAAUUUGGAAUUAUUACAUCUAAGAUAAAAGAAACAUAAGUUUUAACUGGCUUUAAGAAUUAUUGGGAAAGAUAAUUUUAACUAACUAGGUACUACAUUUAGAAUAAUAAAAAGAGAUAGUUUUGACAAACGUUAGAACAGAUAAUUUUUACUAGACAUUACUUUAGACAAGAAUUAUAGAAAAAAAGGGUAACUUUAAGCUAAACAUUAAACAUUACAGUUAACUAAGCAUUACUCUUAACUAAACGUUACAUUUAGAAUUAUAAAAUAAAAUAUAAGUAGGUUACAUCUCGUUUGUAUUGUCGGAUUCUACAUUACGCGGAUGUGAUUGUGUAUGUACCAUAUAUAUGUGUAUGGGUGUGAGGGAUUUACUUGUGGUUUCUUAUUAUUGUGGAAGAAGGAGGGAUUUCGCGGAUUAGGUCGAAAAAUUGUUCG
This is a messenger RNA of Vollenhovia emeryi, 1444 nucleotides long. Its product is annotated as NADH dehydrogenase [ubiquinone] 1 alpha subcomplex assembly factor 5-like. The transcript has 5 exons. Lineage: Eukaryota; Metazoa; Arthropoda; Insecta; Hymenoptera; Formicidae. Bases 66 to 884 code for a protein of 272 amino acids. The record is from RefSeq and is a predicted model, not a curated record.